AUGGAUCUCGCAAUCACCUUGGUCAAGUCGGUCAUGCGGGCCUUCUACGAGACCCGCGAAAUACUCGUAAUUGAUGCGCUCAUACUUCACGAAGCGCUUCGAGACGAUGACUUGGCUUACCUCAUGUCUAUCAACACGAAAGACCUACACAAGAUCUGCGGCAAACUUCGCGAGGACAGAUUUUUGGUUGUGUAUGUGUGUGCGAUGCCAGAUGAUGAUCUCCCUGCUGACCAAAACCCGCGCAGACACACUAGGUCCGAACUACGAGAAGGCAACCCGAGACCGAGCAAUCGAACAUGGUACUAUAUCGACUACCGAAGUACAAUUGACGCAAUCAAGUGGCGUGUCUAUACCAUCGAUAAGGAAGUGCAAGGAACCACUCAAGUUGCUAGUGAAAAGAAAGAGUACUUCUGCGCACACUGCAAGGCAGAGUGGACAGCUAUGGAAGUUCUGGACAAUGUCGGUCCACAGGGUUUUCUAUGCCAUCGCUGCUCCCAUGUUCUCACCUUCGAAGCCGACCGAACAUCCACUGGGCAUGAGCAGUCAACACGACUUAACGACCAAUUCAAAUUCAUAAGCGAACUUCUACCCAAAAUCGAUUCAGUCCAUAUUCCCGAGUGCGACUUCGAUCGUGCGCUUGCCAAGGCCCGCCCAGUCAAGCGUGAUGAGACACAUCAACGUGCUCAGACGAUAGCAGCAGAUGCCGGCGCCAACCGACCGAUGGCAGUUAAGGGCUUGACAAACACAGGACCGCAAUCAAUUGCUGUCAACAUAUCAACAUCGGAUGGCCUGACGGAGGCUGAGAAGGCAGCAGAGCAGGCACGCAAAGAACAGAUCGCGAAACAAAAUGCGCUGCCGUCAUGGAUGUCUAAUAGUACAGUCACUGGUGAAUCUUUCACUGCAACUACUACUCCUGGUGCUGCUACAACCAUAAAGAAAGAGGCAGGCAAAGAAGGACCAGCUGCGCCGGCCGCGGCCAACGAUCAAAUAGAUAAUAUAUUUGAGAUGCUCAAGGCAGAACAAGCGGCGAAGCAAGCCAAGGAAGAGUCAGAGGAAGAUGAGGACGACGAGGAUGAGGAUGAAUUCGAGGACGUGCCUGCCAAGCGGGUGAAGAUAGAGCAGAAGGAAGAAGACGACGAGGAGAGCGAAGAGGAGAUCGAGUUUGAAGACGUUUAG
This is a messenger RNA of Fusarium coffeatum, 1176 nucleotides long. RefSeq lists its product as uncharacterized. The coding region runs from base 1 to 1176 and encodes 391 amino acids. Gene Ontology annotation, biological process: transcription initiation at RNA polymerase II promoter; transcription open complex formation at RNA polymerase II promoter. Gene Ontology annotation, cellular component: transcription factor TFIIE complex. The transcript has 2 exons. Lineage: Eukaryota; Fungi; Ascomycota; Sordariomycetes; Hypocreales; Nectriaceae. The record is from RefSeq and is a predicted model, not a curated record.